Molecule: messenger RNA, 2624 nt
Organism: Drosophila willistoni
Lineage: Eukaryota; Metazoa; Arthropoda; Insecta; Diptera; Drosophilidae
Product: coiled-coil domain-containing protein 170
Exons: 5
Coding region: 92-2599 (835 amino acids)
Source: RefSeq, a predicted model, not a curated record
UGAAGCAUAUUUAUAUUUAGAAAAUAGAGAAUAGUAAUUUUUCACAAACUAACAAAAGCGAAUCCAAAUCGGGAUAAAGUUAUAGUGCGAAAUGCCUGCAAAUUUGAGACCUUCUACAAAUGGUAAUACCACAGAGGAUUGGCAAGUAUUCGAAGUCUUGUGCAGUGGCCAAGAGAAGAAUUCUCUGAAACAAUCAGCAAUGUCACCUGUGAAACAAACCCAUUCAAGUUGCCAGCUGGACACAUCAUGCGGCAAUACUGGAAUCACAGUAACCGAACACCAUCAUGGCAUAGAUAUGACUACAACAUUGCGUAGUGAAUUGGCUGCUCUGUCUUACAAACGAGAGCGUUUAACUAGCGAGCUCGCCGAAACCCGCACCGCUUUGUGUAGCAAGGAUGCAGAAAUAGAGAAUUUGCGUUCGCAGGCUGCGCGGCAAACAGCCUUGAUAGGGUCCUUGCAGAGUCGUCUUCAGAACUCGGAAAGUCGUGAGCAAGCAGUGCAAGCGCGUUGUGAUUCCACGAUCACCACAGUCCAGCGAGAGAAACGCAGCUCGGAUGAAAGAAACAAGGAAUUGAUAUGCAAGAUACAGCAUUUGGAAACCCAGUUGGCCAACGAGGAGUCCCACAAGGAGCAGGCCAAGGCACAACUCCAUGAUCUUUUGCGACGGCUCAGCGUCUGCCUGGGAUUGGAUGUGUGCGAGAAUAAUCAGAAUUCCCAUGCCACACCCGAGUGUGUGAUUUCUAGAGCCGAGGAGGUAAUGAUUGAAUGGCAACGAGCCAAAGCAAAGGUCAGCUCCACCUGCGACACUCUGAGUUCGUGUGAAAAUGAAUUACUUAAUCUGAAAUCCUUGGCCAAUAUCGAGAAGCAACGUCUGACGGCUCAACUAGAUGGUGCGGGCAAUCAUAAUCACGAGCUGGAGGGUCGUUGUAGGCAAUAUGAGCGCGACCUUCAGAUUCAAAGAGACCGGCUAACCGAAUCCGAAAUCAAUGCCGAGAAGAUGAAGGAGGAACUGCGUGGCUUUGAAUCACGUUGUCAUCGCUUGCAGAACAAUCUGGAUCGUAUUCAAGGGGAUCGUUUACAGUUCUUGAGAUGCCUCAGUAAUAUGCUAAAUGUGCCUGAACCUUGUGAGACUCUGAUCAAAGAUAAGUUGAGGGAGACUUUGGUCGAAAAUCAGGCCAUGCAGGCGCAAAUGCAUUCUUUGCGAGAUCAGUUGUCCUGCGAGCAUGAGAAGUUAAAGGAGACCCAACAAUCGAAUGAGUGCCGUUUGCGUACAGAUGAAGUUCAGAAAUGUGAGUUAACUGAACGGCUUGAGAAAUGCCACGCAGAGAUCCAUACAUUGCGAAAGGAUCACAUGGGUUUGUCUGAGUUCCUGCAACGUCUGGCAUCAGCCAUGAGUUGGAGUGAGUGCUCCUCCCCACCCGCUCUGGGCAAUGAUACCAAUCUGAUGGCUGAGAGCCUGCUGGAGCGAGCCGAACGUCUCACCGCCCACUGUGAGCAUGAGACGCCGCCGCAUCAUCAUCAUCACACGCCGGAGAAGAACUGUUGUGCUGAUCAUCAUCAUCCACACCAUCAUCAUCAUGGAAAUGGCAAGCUGCGACGCGAAAGAUCCUGUCAUGAUAUACCUCUCAAGGAGAGUAGUAGUGUAUACAACUUACAGCGUCGGGUUCGUGUCCUUAGAGAGCAGGUGCAACGUCGGGACUUACACUUGGAACUACUACGACGGAAAUUGGCCAUCAUUGAGGAUGGAGCUAGGGGCAAAUGUAUGUUACAGGGUGAGAGAGACGAGGCUGUUUGUCGGGCCAAAAAAGCUGCCAAACAGGUGGAUAAAUUGAGUGCCCAAUUGGCCGAUGCCCGAUCACAAAUAGCUGAGGUCAAGGCCCAACUGGCCGAGGCAGUGGAGUACAAGAUUACCUCUCUGGAGAGGGCAAGAAAAAUCGAUGAGCUGACCACACAGAUAUGCGACUUGGAAGAUGAAAAGACUCGCCUAUUAUCACAGUUGAAUGCCAUGAAGGAGAGGAUUAAGUCCAGUUGCGAAUCAAAUCAGAAUCGGCGCUGUCGAGAUGAGGCUUUAAUUAAUUCCAUGCGCGACGAUGUCAAUCGCCUCAGUUCCCAACUCUCCGAUGCCAAUCAGCGUCUCUCCCAUUUACAAUCCUUUCGAACUUCUGUGGCUCGUACUUUGCAUUUGCGGGAUUUGCCCGAAACCGAUCUUCUGCAUCGUCUUCAAGCCUUGUGCUCUGCCCAUCAGGAGUUCACCCUACUAUCCAAGCGAUACGAGACUGCCUCUCCAGUGGGCGAUCAUCCCUGUCCACGUUUCGAUGACCCAGUGCCACCUUCUGCCCACUGUCGCCCGCCCCGUGAAGUCAGUCCUUCGCAUACUUUCCAGCAGCAUAAGAGUCAUCAUCAUAAUCAUCGACAUGGUCACUCCCAUGGACACUCACAUCAGCGUCAGCGCAGCAAAAGCCGGGACAAGCGGCUGCACGACGAGUGCUUCGACUCUGAUGUCCAUAGGUUGCAUCAUGGCUGCAAGGAUGAGCUCUUAACUAAUAAUUCUGGCGGCAGUUGCGACGAUGAUUAUGACUUUAAGGGCAAAUAUUGUUAGUUAAGGUUCCAUAUCAUUUUUUCUA